AUGCUGGGUACACGUGGAAUGGACAAACUCAUCUACGAUGAUAAAGGGAAUACCACCAUAUCCAAUGAUGGGUCCACCAUCAUGAAGCUGCUUGAUAUUGUCCAUCCUACCGCCAAGAUUCUCGUUGACAUCGCCAAGUCUCAGGACUUUGAGGUUGGUGAUGGGACAACAACAGUGGUGCUUUUGUCUGGUGAGUUCCUAAAGGAGGCAAAACCUUUUAUUGAAGAUGGAGUUCAUGCCCAAAAUCUUAUUCGAAGUUACCGGACUGCAUCUUUUUUGGCCAUCAACAAAAUUAAAGAUCUUGCUGUAAGCAUUGAGGGAAAAAGUCUUGAAGAGAAGAAAUCCUUGCUAGCUAAAUGUGCAGCUACUACACUUUCUUCAAAGUUAAUUGGUGGUGAGAAGGAGUUUUUUGCAAACAUGGUUGUGGAGGUUGUCCUUGCAAUUGGCAAUGAUGAUAGGCUUAAUUUGAUUGGGAUAAAAAAGUUUUUAUAA
Zingiber officinale is the source of this 492-nucleotide messenger RNA. RefSeq names its product T-complex protein 1 subunit eta-like. Bases 1 to 492 code for a protein of 163 amino acids. Gene Ontology annotation, cellular component: chaperonin-containing T-complex. Gene Ontology annotation, molecular function: ATP-dependent protein folding chaperone; ATP hydrolysis activity; ATP binding. The transcript is spliced from 4 exons. Lineage: Eukaryota; Viridiplantae; Streptophyta; Magnoliopsida; Zingiberales; Zingiberaceae. Gene Ontology annotation, biological process: protein folding. The record is from RefSeq and is a predicted model, not a curated record.